Messenger RNA from Candoia aspera, 1835 nucleotides. Its product is annotated as C-C chemokine receptor type 5-like. Bases 318 to 1274 code for a protein of 318 amino acids. The transcript is spliced from 2 exons. Gene Ontology annotation, molecular function: C-C chemokine binding; C-C chemokine receptor activity. NCBI's taxonomy places the organism in Eukaryota, Metazoa, Chordata, Lepidosauria, Squamata, Candoiidae. Gene Ontology annotation, biological process: cell chemotaxis; G protein-coupled receptor signaling pathway; immune response. Gene Ontology annotation, cellular component: external side of plasma membrane; membrane. The record is from RefSeq and is a predicted model, not a curated record.
AAUAUGCUGGCUUUGGGGUGUUUUGACAGCUUGCACUGUACUUAUACAAUAAAGUACACUUUUAGUCAAGAGUUUUAAGAACCCUGUGAGGAAGAUGCCAAGGGAUUACUUUUAAAAGAAGGAAACUGGUUCUUGAUUUUUUUAAAAAAAAGAUAAAAUUUGUUGACCGGGAGUUUUUCAGAAUUUGAAAUUUUUUUCCAUAAAGAUUAUGUUUUUGCUUCAGUACAUUAUUUUCAAGUUUUACACUGUGUCUGAAAAAAAAGAUGAUGCUUUCAAGAUCACCUGUUAAAAGUUUGUAAACAGUAACAGCGAACAAGAUGAGUACUCCAAUAAAUGGAAUAAUGGAUGAAGCAAUUGCCACCACUGAAUUUGACUACGAUAGUGUAGUAACACCAUGUCACGCUGUGGCUGUGCAAACAUUUGUUUUCAAUGUCCUGCCAACAUUCUAUUCUUUGGUGUUCAUCCUUGGCCUUGUGGGUAAUGUGCUGGUUGUGUUGGUCCUCAUCAAAUAUAAGUUCAAGAGCAUGACUGAUAUAUACCUGUUAAAUUUAGCCAUCUCUGAUCUGCUUUUCAUUUUCUCACUACCAUUUCGGAUUUAUUAUGCAGCAAACGACUGGGUAUUUGGGGAUGCAAUGUGCAAAAUUUAUAUUGGAAUCUUUUUUUUACACUUCUAUAGUGGAAGCUUUUUCAUCGUCCUCUUAACCAUUGAUCGAUAUCUAGACAUAGUUCAUUCAGCGUCUGCAUUAAAAGCCCGGCCAAUACACUAUGGUAUCAUUACAAGCAUUCAUGCAUGGGGCGUGGCAAUUUUAGUCUCUUCACCAGGAUUAGUUUUUUUCAGAUUACAGAUGGAAGAUGAUAGGAAAUCUUGCACUUCUUAUUUUCCAUAUGGAAGUAAUUUUGAAUGGAACAAGUUCCUUAUACUGAAAAUGUUCUUCGUAGGUCUGAUUUUUCCAAUGAUUAUUAUGACCUUCUGCUAUUCACGCAUCUUAAACACCCUGUUGAGAUCCAGGAAUGAGAAGAACAAAACAAUCUGGCUUAUUUUUAUCAUCAUGAUUAUUUAUUUCCUCUUCUGGGCCCCAAACAACAUUGUUCUUCUGCUCCAGUUAUUCCACACUUCAUUUUCUGCUGACAGUUGUAACAAUUUAAAGAGAAUGAAUACAGCAUUGCAACUGACUGAAACACUUGCAGUAGCUCAUUGCUGUAUCAAUCCUUUGAUCUAUGCUUUUGCCAGUGAGAAGUUUAGAAAAUAUGUCAUCAGCUUUUUCCAUCCAUGAAAUUCCUGUAUCUUCCUGUGUGAAGAACCUCUGGAACAGAGUACAGUAGUUCCACAUACUGACAUUCUAUUGGAAACGAAGGCAUUUCAGCAAUCUUAUAAAGUAUGUGUACAGAGAAUAAUAUGCUUUUAGGGAUUCAACUUUAUGGACUGGACUCAAAGGAGGCUACUAAGGGAUCAAGUCACUUCUAAUAAAGCUACUUUGGUGUUAAAAGACCAGAUCCGAACUGGAUGAAGCCUGAUUUGGUGAUGUCAGUUCACAAAUUAUGCAAUAUUACAUGAAUAUUAUAUGCAGUUCAAGUUGAAACAUAGAUUUAAUUGGGCAUUUUGCAGACAGUGAAGAGAAUCAAACCUUUGCUUGAGCAAAGCACAUUUUACCUUACCAUAUCUGAAGAAUAUUUAAAAUAUAUUUUACAGCAAGCCACAUUUGCUAAUUCUAAUGUAGCAUGAAUGACCAAACAAAUUAGUUCACUUCAAUGAAUUUUGACAUUUCACUUUUUGAAUAAGUAAGUCACACUGACAACAAAGGUCCGCAUAGUUAAAGCAAUGGUAUUCCCAGUAG